Medioppia subpectinata is the source of this 260-nucleotide messenger RNA. NCBI's taxonomy places the organism in Eukaryota, Metazoa, Arthropoda, Arachnida, Sarcoptiformes, Oppiidae. The record is from the annotation of a GenBank genome assembly.
CUCAUUCAGUCCAUCACAAGAGGCGCAGAAAAUAUUUAAAGCCAAACACGGAAUGGACGCCGAAGUGACCAAAUCUAAGUUAUUAGGCUUUGGGUUUGAAUUAUUAGAGAAUGUGGACCCGAAUCCUGAGAACUUUGUGUGCGCGGGUAUUGUGCACAGUAAGGCUGUUCAGGUCGGCGUUCUCCUCAGACUCGAGCCCAAUAUGCCGGCGCAAUGUAUCGAUUGACGAUUAGGUCGAGCAAAGACACGGUUUCCCAACG